Didymodactylos carnosus is the source of this 1027-nucleotide messenger RNA. Lineage: Eukaryota; Metazoa; Rotifera; Eurotatoria; Philodinida; Philodinidae. The record is from the annotation of a GenBank genome assembly.
UAGAAAAUUUAAACAAGAUUUAGAAAAUCAGAUUAUAUCAGAAAUUGUUCGUAUUUAUAAACAAAAAACAAGUGAUGCAAUUGGUUUGAAUAUAUCAACAAGUACACAUAUUGAAACAGAAAAAAUUGCUCGUAGUGCAUAUGAUGAAAGUAUUGGAUCACAACCACCAAAUGGCGAUAAUAUAUUAAAAUAUGUUUAUGAUAUUAAUCGUUAUUAUCUUGAAAUAGCAUUAGAAAAAGUUCAAUUAAGUAAAGAUAAUAUAGUUAAUGAUCAAAUAAGUAAAUUAAAAAUAAUUAUGAACGAUUGUAUUAAACAAGCUAUAAAUGUUGUUAAAGAAAAUCAAUGUAGAAAUGUUAAAGAAGUCUAUAUAGAAGUAGCCAAACAGUUAGAUGUAGUUUUACCCGGAUUUACAGCAUCGGAAAUGAUUGGCAUAGCAGCUGAAAUCGGUAAUCCAGAUCAGUUUAUACAAGCUUUUCGACAAACUGAAUCCAGGCAAUAUGAAAUGGAAAAACAAAUUGAUAGACUUCGAUCUGAGUUUGAUGCUGUAGCUACUGAAUCAUGUGAAACAACAAUUCGUACACGCCUUGGUUGUCAGAUCUGUUGUCCAAAUUGUGGAGCAAAAUGUGAUAAUCCAGAGUUAAUUCAUGAAAAUCAUAGAAGUACUGAACAUAUUGCAAUGGCAUUUAAAGGAGUGAAGCACCACAAUAUUCACACACCAACAUUAGAAUUAUGUUAUCAGCAAUUGCAAACUGGUGCCUUCAUAGUUGGAAACGAAAAAUUUACUCCAAGAAGAAAAUAUUAUGAGGAUAGAGCAUCCGGAUGGCUUGCUGAUUUAGACUUGAAAUUUCAAAAUGGAGCACUUCGUAGUGAAUCAUAUCCACCACCUGAACAACGUCGAGCAUGGAUGGCUGUACGGAAUGUAUUGGUAGCUCAUUAUAAGAUGACAGAUCAUACUUCAUACGAUAAUGAUAUGUAUCCAUCAUCCAUACUUAGUUUACCAUCAGGAUAUACUCCAAAAUGGAAAUAG